UUCAAUGCAUUUUUGUGCACGUGGUAGGGAGGGGGUUAAGCACAGCCAGGUAUGUGUAUACUGUACACACCUCCACUCCUCCCUCUCUGCUGUGUACUGUGGUCAGCAGCAGCAGCUCAGAGCUUCCUGGAGAGAGAGACAUGUCUGACCUCUGCCGUCUCUGUUCUUCCCCACUCCGGGGUUCACGGCGCAAGUGGCUUUUUGGGGGCUCUGGUUCUCUACCCAUCCUAUUCUCCCAUGUCCUAAACAUUCCUCUAUCAAGAUCCCAACCAGGAAGUUCUCACAGAUCUCGCCAAGGGAAAGGAAGGCCAGAAGAUGCCGAGUUUCUCUGUGGCAAGUGCUGUCAUUCUCUCAGUAUUUUUCAUCGAUAUGACCUUGUAUUGUCUCGUAUGCGCCAACUGUAUUCGCAAAGAUCUGCCCUUCUUUUUUCUGAAAGGGAUAAGUUGUCCCUCACCUUACGUACCAUCCAUGCAAGGGCCUGGGGUCUUCCUCUUCCAGAUCCUCAUGAAAGGAUUCAUCCUAGGUUUUCUGGUUCUUGUAAUGAUAUUAACACAGCUGGCUAUCAUAAUUCUUACUAUAAUACCCUUUCUCCUGGAUAUCAGAAUUCAUGUCCCAGCUCUCCUUUUCCCGACCGUCUGAGCUCUUUUCAUGGGUCUUUAGGCUCUCUUUCCUCUGGGUCACCCACAAAGACUUAUCAAAAUCUCUUGGAAAAAGACCGUUCGUUAUGGGAGCAUGAGAGCUGGUGGGAAGACAGGGGAGUAACCUGCCAACGUUGUGCUAAAGGAGACAAGUGCCAUUCUUGCUCAUCCUGGAGAGUUUCGGAUGCCAACUAUGAUGUUGUCUGUACUGUUCCUCGGAGGCGUAAACAUAGUAGAGGAGAUGGAGGGCAAAGUGACAUCUCAGGCUUGCUUAGGAGCAAGUCUCUGGGGAGUUUUGGUGGAGGCAGUAGCAGGGGUUCUGUCUUAUCAUUUUCUACAGCCUCUCUGGAAAGGUUGUCCCUUACAGGGGAGGAAGAAGUUUGGGAACCACCUUCCCCUGCUAUGUCUUCUCCUCCUCGUUCCUCAUCCCCUUCACCAGUGUUGUGUGAGGCACUGAGGAACCUCAAGACGAUAACAUACAGUCCUGUGAAGACCCCAACUCGGAGUAAGAUACCUGUGAAGAAAAUUGGUCAAAGUGAAUCAGGCCAUGUGUCCAGAAACAGCAGAACAGACGAAGAUCUGAGACCGGAAAAGUUACCUGAAGAAGAAGAAAAAGACACUGAUUGGGAUGUAUAUAUGGCCAUUGGAUCUGAGGUUUGCAGAACCCAGGUCUCUCGCUCCCUACGUAUCAAGAACACAUUAACAUGGUUACAGACUCAACUGCAGACAGCCCAGAACAAGUCUACAGGCCAAGAAAAACAGGAUUCCCCUACAGGGCAGGAAGAGCUGGUUCGGGAACUCAUAAGAAGCUUAAACUGCAAAGAAGAGGUGUUAGAGGACUGCCUAAGUCUGCUACUGAACCUUCAGCUGACCUCUGACACUGGGGAACCACAGACAAACGUUAAUGAGAUCCUGAGGAACCGAGAACAGCAGUUGAAGGCCAAAGAGGCGGCGUUGGCUGAGGAAACGCGCCAGAGAGAGGCAGAGGUUGAACGUCUUCAUAAGGAGCUGAGAGACAGAGAAGAGGAUGUGGGGAGACUGGCAAAAGUGUUGCGUGAGAAUCAGGCGACCAUUACGGCCCUGCGCGAUCUGCUGGGUGAGAAAGACUUUACAAUUCAGCAGUUAGAGAUUGCUUUGGAUUCUGCUGUGCGGUCUGCUGCCUCACAGGACUCUCUGCGCGUGUCUGCGCUGCGUGAGAAAGACUCGCUGAUCACCGCUAUCCAGAGUGCGCUGAGCAGUAGUAACCAGGAUGUAGAGGCUCUGGCAGACUCCCUCCUCUCACAGGGUCUGGAUCACCUGGGGGGAUCACCCAUUUCCGAGUCGACCUCUAACCCCCUCCUAGCGCAGCUGCAGGAGAAAGGACGUCUCCUCUCCCAGGCCCUCUCAGACAACCAGCAGCAGAGUGUAAAGAACCAGCGAGACAUCCAGGAUCUGCUCAACGCUCUUGGGGAGAGCCAGACCCUGUUGCAGAAACAGCUACAGCACUGCAAGGAUCGUCUGCAGACUGGAGCGCAGGAGCAGAAGACGCUGCGCAAUGCUCUGCAGACGAAGGAGAACCAGCUAAGAGAAGAGAAGCAGAAAUAUAUCCGCGAUACGCAGCAGGCACAGACCGAGCUGGCUCAGCUACACGGUGCAGCGCAGGAGAGAGACCAGGUCACACAGAAGCUGCUGCAGGACGCUCAGAGCAGAGACCAAACCAUAAAGAGACUGCAAGAAAGACUGAACCCCGGGGGCAUGAAGGGAACAUUACAUGGAUGUAGACUCCCAUGAUCUCAUCAGUCAUGUGACCACAAAUACUCUCUUACCAUCAUUACCUGUUUACACAAGAAAGAUAACAGCUGAGCUGAUGUCUGUCCUUGCACACCCUCAUUAAAAUUCAAAACGGGUAUUGCAUAUAUAUAUAUAUGUAACCGGUUCCUAAUGGGCGUUUAACGUGCAGCUGCUCUCUGUCUCCCCCUGCUGUUCUUGUUGCAGAACCAUUUGCCCUGUGUUGUACACAUUAACUCACUGAUAGUGGCUAAAUCAUAUAAUUAUUUUAUUGUAUUGGGUUUUUGUAGAUACUGGCACCCACAUAAUUAUUUAUAAUCUAUAAUUGGUGUAUACUAUAUGUUCGCCUGCAGUAUUUGCCUAUGGCUGGCUGAUUGCUACACACAGGACAGGAAAUAAUCAAAGUAAAAAAAAUUCUGUGUUGUUCGUUACUGAAAUACUUUAAUAUUAAGUCAUAAAAGUAAUUUUGGAUGAUCCUAUUGCCUUAUACACAAAUGCUAAAAAAUUAACACAUUUUACUUGCCUAUUCCUCUCACUGCCAUACUCGCAGGUAACUGAGAAAUGUAUUACUAUAAAACUCCUGAUGCUGCCAUACUCCGAUAAUGAAAAUGUAUUACUCUAAUACUCCUAUUUUUAUAUACACAUGCAUUCUCUAAUAUACCUAAGUAAUAGCACAUUAUAGUAUUGCAGUAAAUAGUCACACUUCCACUGCAAAUGAAAGGGUAAUAUCAACCCAAUUAUUUUGCAUAUUUUUACUGCCAAAUAUAGUUAAUCUAACAUUUCAAUUUGUUACCUAAUGGUUCUGUUCUGUUAUGCAAAUAAGAGAUUGAACAUUACAAGGAUUGGGCAAAGCAAGUCCUCACUGCCAGAUACAGUAAAGGGACAUUAUAAGGUGACCACUAUCACCAUAACAAAUGUUUUUUCCCAUUUAUCAAGUUAACAGAAUACUAUGAAAUUAUUUUUUUUAUGAUCAGUUUCUAAUGUAAAUAGAUCAAUAAUACUAAUAACACUGCCAUAUUUCAGAAUAAUAGUAUAUUAAAGGGGCAGCCGCAUUAUUGUAUGACCUUUUUAUUACAAUAACUUUCUUUUUGACUGCCAAACACGGGUAAUAAAAUAUAUUACGUUAUACAAAUACUUAUGUUAUUGCCUCACUCUCAAGCAACAGAUACCAAUAAUACUACUUCAGAUAAUCUAGUAUUUGAGAUAUAUUCCUUGUUUCACUGCCAAUUGUUCAAUAUUAUUUCAUAAUUCGGUGCAAAUUGCAGAAAUUAAUUAAAAGAUAAAUACCAAAAUCUUUAUUUUGUGUAUACAUUUAUAACUAGGUAUUUGCAAAAAUACUGAAUUAGAAUCUGGAGCAGAAUUAGGGUGUUUCAGAAGUUUUUAACUUAAUCAUUAUAAACUUGCUUAGUAAUCAGAAUAAUAUGGUAGGUGACUGACAUCUGUUGCAGAAGUAAUACAUCUAUUUGUCAUUCUGCGUAACACACUAAUACUUAGUGUAUAACAGUCUGUAAUAAAAUCGUAUUACAGCUAUACAGAUUACCUAUAUGUCAAAGGGACAUUAAAUAUCUCUUCUUUUUAUGUAAAGGUUGUGCUUUUUCUCACCUUCCCUAGAGUGGCUAAAAACAAAAUCUGUAUUUCAUGUUUUCAAAAAUGCUGUAAAUCACUUUAAACAGCUAUUAGUUUUACAGCAUUUGUAGGUUAAUAAUUUUGCUUUUUGGCUCUUUAGGGAGCGUGGGACAAGCUCAAUUUUUUUCACACAGAAUGUCCUUUUCUUGAUGUAUAACUAUAUAUGUAUUGACUAUAAAAAUACAUUUUAAAGGGAUGUUAAACAGUGCUCCUGUAAAAAUAAAUAUGUUAAGUUCAAGUAAACCUAAAAGAUUUUGUAAAAAAAAACAGCAAACAAGUUACUUGCUUUCUUGCAUAAUAAGCACUUAGAAAUUCUCAGUGUGACAUGGGAGCUGACAUCUUUGAAACUUAGGUUACAUUCUGACUGAUCUAGGCAUGAGCAACUCUGACUCCCUGUUAUCGACACUCAAGUCAAAAUUAAACUUUUAUAAUUUAGAUAGAGCAGCAAUUUUAAACAACUUUCCAAUUUACUUCCAUUAAUAAAAUGUGCACAAUCUAUGUAUAUUUAUACUUUUUGAGUCACUGGCACCUACUGAGCAUGUGCAGGAAUUGUCAGAAUAUACGUAUUUGCAUUUGUGAUUGGCUGAUGGCUGUCACAUGAUACAGGGGAGUGGAAAUAAACAAAUUUGAAAUUUGUCAGAAAAAAAUCUUCUACUCAUUUCAAGAUCAGACUAAGUGCUAUUGCAUUGUCUUUUUUUAUCAUGCAUUUGUUUGUUGAUUAUGCAAAUCUACUGUAUUAACUGGUCCUUUAAUAGUAACCAGCCCAGAAGUUUAUGACAUCAGACUGAGAUGAACCUUCCUACAGAUGCCCCUCCUCCUUGUAAGGCUGUGAUAGGAAGUAAAGGACACUGCACAUAUGUAGGGAAAUAUAAAUAAAAGGUAAAUCCAUUUAAAUAGAUGAAUAAUACACAUUUGCAAUUAUUUCUAUUAAAGGGACAGCCUAGUCUAAAAAAAACCUUCAGAUAAGGCAUGCCAUUUUAAACAACUUUCCAAUUUACUUUUAUCAUAAAAUUUGCUUUGUUCUCUUGGUAGUUGAAAGCUAAACCUAGGUAGGCUCAUAUGCUAAUUUCUAAGCCCUUGAAGACCGCCUCUUAUCUGAAUUCAUUUGACAGUUUUUCACAGCUAGAGGCCGUUAGUUUAUAUGUGCCAUAUAGAUAACAUUGUGCUCAUUCCUGUUAUUUAUGAGGCAGCAAUGAUUGGCUAAAAUGCAAAAGAACUAAAAUAAGGGGGCAGUAUGCAGAGGCUUAGAUACAAGGUAAUCACUGUGGUAAAAAGUAAUAUAAUAUAAUUAAUAUAACUGUUGGUUAUACAAAACUGGGGAGUUGUUUAUAAAGGGAUUAUCUAUCUUUUAAACAAUAAAAAUUCUGGAGUAAACUGUCCCUUUAAGUAUAAGCAACUGCUUAGUGAUUUAUUUAUUACAACAAUGAAACUGACUGUUUAACACCCCUUUAAGUUAAUGAGUAUUAAAAUUACAUGUAUUGUUUGUGCUAUAAUCCACCCUUAGCCAUGGCAGCUAGCCACAAAAAAAAAAACACCAAUGGUGUUGUAAGGUGCGUCAUUCAUCUUACUGCUAUAAACAGUAACACAGUAUCAUUUUUACUUUAGGGGAUAAAAAGGUUAUGCUGUAUUAAAUCUCUCCCUCUUUGGUCUUUCAAUGAAAAAAAAAUGUCAUCAAUAAAUCUCUCUUUUCAUGAUCAUAGACCUGAUUAAGUUAAAGGGACAUUAAUCGUGCAUAAGAGAGAACUCUAAACAUUUAUAAAGUAUUUUUGCAUGCCAAAAAGAUUAAACAUGUGUAUUUUGAAACAAAAUUUUUGGAACAGGAAGCUUUUGUUUGUUCACAACUAGUUUGCAUGAUAUAAGAUUGCUGGAUGAUAACUACUACAGAUCAAUUGUUAGAUUUCACUACAAUCAAUUUUUUUUCUCAUUCACAAGUAAAUUAUAUAUAAAAAAAAUUCACAUUAUGCCAAUUAUAGUUCACUUUGUUAUACAGUCUUCAGAAAUAUAUUUUUUAUUUAAAUUAAUUGUUUUUUAGGAAUUUUUUAAAUUAUUUUUUUAACUCUAAGUAAUUGUGAUUUUGGUAAAAUGUUUAACAUAAUUUGAGGAUGCUUACUUUUUUAAGCUAUAGGGUAUGAGUAUUUAUGAGAAAACAAAGAGAAAUCUGACUAAUUCUGGCAAAAUGCAUAACUAUUUUCUUACUCUUUUAAGUUUAUCCAAAGAACAAUAUUUUAGAAAACGAAUGUUAGUAAUGUUCAGCCUAAAUAAAGGGGCUGACAUUACAUGGGAAGUGUAGUUUCACCUUUGUUGAUUAAAAAGUGACCUUUGUUUCUCUACAAAUGGGUCCAAGGGACAUAAUUUCGGACCUGCUAUAGGUCCUUAAUCAUGUCUAAAUAAUUACAUACAGAUUUGUAUCUUUUAUACUCACUUUAAGGCCAAAAACACACAUCCUAUAACACAAUAUCACCACCAUGUAGAUAAUCUGAACAUUUCAUAUAAGUAAUUUUGUUUGUUAUUUAAUAGGAUGGUUUUGUUAAACAUAAAAAUUAUUCUAAGUACACAAUAAAAAUUAUUUAUGUACUACAUUUUACAAAAAUGUUUUUUGCACAAAUUUUGUACAUAUAUGCUCUUAUUGUGUAUUUUGAGUAUUUUUUUUUUUUUUAACAAAACCAUCAUAUUAAACAACAUAAAGGGAAUUACUCGUAUGCAAUGUCUGUAUUAUCCACAUGAUGGUGAUAUUGUGCCACAGGAUAUGUGUGUUUUCGCAUUGAUGAGAGUAUAAAAUACACACAUCUGUAUGUAAAACCCCAAUUUAUUUCAUGAUUCAGAUUGAGCAUGGCAUUUUCAAUAACUUUCCAAUUUAUUUAUAUUAGCUCAUUUGUUUAAUUCUCUUUGUAUCCUUUGUUGAAAAGUAUAGCUAGGUCGGCUUACAAGCUGCUGAUAGGUGGCUGCACAUAUUUCCCUUUUGCUAUUGACUUUCAGCUAGCUCCUUAUAAUGUAUUACUGCCCCUUCAACAAAGGAUACCAAGAGAAUUAAAUACAUUUAAUAAUAUAAGUAAAUUGGAACAUUGUUUAAAAUUAGAUGUGAGAAAAUGAAUGCAGAGGGCGGCAUUCAUUUUAAUUUGCUGUUUUGUUUUUUUGCACUGAUGUGGGACAUACAAUCAAGCUGCCAUUUAAACAGGGUACAAAGACACAGAUGAUAUUUGAACAGGUUACAUUUGUUGACAUUUUUUUUCUUCAAUGUUUACAGAGAAUACAAACAAGUUGUACUACCCAAAAAGAGCACUACAAGUGUAUACUAUCCAGCUCUCUAUUAGUUUUUAAUUUCUGAGUACUCCUCCCAAUGCUAUGUAACUGCUAUAUGGGUUUUCUGGAAAAUACAAAUAGUUUUUUUACUUGGAUGUACUCUUUAUUUUUGUAUGCAAAAUGCCCUAUGGUUUACAAUGUUUGUAAUUAAAGAGCUAUUUUAGCAAUACAAUUAAAUGCACUCAUUUGUUAGUGCAUGCCAUUGUAUCACUAGUGACACUGUAAAUAGGUUCAACACACACUGCUUGGGACCCACAGAGCACUGCUGGUCUUGAGUGGAAACUCACGCUUAUGUAAUAGACAGCCCUACUAGCACAAUGCAGCUGUGUAACCAACGCUGCUGAUUGGAUCAAUGGCAGUUUUCGCUCUGCGGCCCCCAAGCUGUACUUUAACUGUGUGUUUAACACAUUUUCAGGGGUUAAACACACUGCUUUGCUGAGUCUCUAGUGAUAAAAUGACAUGCACUAAUGAGUUAGAGAAUUUCAUUGUAUCCCUAUAUUGGCUCCUUAAGACUUUCAAUUACUGUCUUUGGGGUUUAAUUAACUGCAGUAAAUAAAGACCAUUCUAUUCUGUAAAAUAA
Bombina bombina (fire-bellied toad) is the source of this 7911-nucleotide messenger RNA. Its product is annotated as putative leucine-rich repeat-containing protein DDB_G0290503. The record is from RefSeq and is a predicted model, not a curated record. The transcript is spliced from 11 exons. Lineage: Eukaryota; Metazoa; Chordata; Amphibia; Anura; Bombinatoridae. The coding region runs from base 141 to 2408 and encodes 755 amino acids.